Molecule: messenger RNA, 1647 nt
Organism: Spirodela intermedia
Lineage: Eukaryota; Viridiplantae; Streptophyta; Magnoliopsida; Alismatales; Araceae
Source: the annotation of a GenBank genome assembly
AUGGGGGUUGAAAAUGGUAAGGCCGAGCAGGAAAUUGAGGCGUCGGCGGAGCAGGGGCACGAGAAGCCAGUAGAGCCGGAGAAUAGGGGGCUGGUAAACGGGAAGCGUGGAGAGGGGGACAAGGAGGCCGCGGUGGUGAAGAUCACAGGCAAGUCCCGGGUCCUCCCCGCCGCCCAGCGACUGGACAAGAAGGAGUGCCCUCUGAUCACCUUCGACCUGCCUUACAUCACCUUCUACUACAACCAGAAGCUGCUGGUCUACAAGGGCGGCGAGUACGAGGUGGCCGUUGAGAGGCUGAAGGAGGCCCUGGCGGCAGUCCUGGAGCACUUCUACCCCCUGGCUGGGAAGCUGGGGAAGGACGAGGAGGGCGUGCUGACGAUUGAGUGCGACGGAGAGAGCCUCCUCGGGGCGGAGGUGCUGGAGGCGGCGGCCGAGAACGUCGAGGUGGCGGAGCUCGCCGGGUCCAAUGCUCCCAGCUUCCUGCAGGAACUCGUUCCCUACAGCGGAAUCAUGAAUCUGGAGGGCCUCCAUUGCCCCCUCCUCUCCGUGCAAGUGAGCUCUCUCCCCUCCGAGUUUCGGGGUUCUCCCUCCUAUCCCAGGGAGAGCUCGAUACAUGAUUUUGUAUUCGUUAGUCCUCCGUCGCUAAGGUCCAACCAUAGGAAUUAGGCACGUCGUUGUUCCUUGCUAUCAUAAACACUCCCGUAUCAUAGCUUUAUCAUUGAUGCUUACUUUCCUGUCAUUGUCCUUCGUUUCAUCUGAAACCAGUUCACCAAGCUCAAAAACGGCCUGGCAAUCGGCUGCGCCUUCAACCACGCGGUCCUAGACGGCUACUCGACGUGGCACUUUAUGGGCGCAUGGGCGGAGCUCUGCCGGGGCUCCUCUGUCAUCUCUCUCGAACCCUUCCACGACCGCGCCCUGGCCCGCAGUGCCCGAGUGAAGCUCACCCUGCCCGAGUCGGCCGCCGCCCACGAGAAGGCUGACCCAGCGGGGACCCCCAAGCCCCUCCGCGAGAAGAUCUUCACCUUCUCCGAGAAGGCUGUCGAGAAGCUCAAGGCGGAGGCCAACGCCGGCCUCCCCGACGGCACUAAGCCGCUCUCCACCUUCCAGUCCCUCGGCGACCACUUAUGGCGCGCCGUCUGCCGCGCGCGCCGCCUCAAGCCGGAGGACAUCACGGUCUUCGCCAUCUUCAUCGACUGCCGCAAGCGGGUCGACCCGCCCAUGCCGGAAGGCUACUUCGGCAACAUGGUGCAGGCCAUCUUCAACGCAACCGCCGCCGGGCUACUGCUCGCGAGCCCACCGGUAUACGGCGCCAACCUGCUCCAGCAGGCGAUCGACGUCCACGACGCCAAGGCCAUAGACGGCAGGCUCAAGGAGUACGAGGCCGCCCCGAAGAUGUUCUACUUCCGGGACGCCGGCAUCAACUGCGUCGCCGUGGGGAGCUCGCCGAGGUUCCCCGUGUAUGACGUCGACUUCGGGUUCGGCAAGCCGGAGAGGGUGAGGAGCGGGUCGAACAACAGGUUCGACGGUAUGGUAUACCUCUACGCCGGGAGAGACGGCGGCCGGAGCAUCGACGCGGAGAUCUCCCUCGAUGGAGAUGCCAUGGAGAACCUUGAGAAGGACGAAGAGUUCCUCACGGUCUGCGUCUAA